Molecule: messenger RNA, 1316 nt
Organism: Calidris pugnax (ruff)
Lineage: Eukaryota; Metazoa; Chordata; Aves; Charadriiformes; Scolopacidae
Gene: MYCL
Product: v-myc avian myelocytomatosis viral oncogene lung carcinoma derived homolog
Exons: 2
Coding region: 206-1273 (355 amino acids)
Biological process (GO): regulation of transcription by RNA polymerase II
Molecular function (GO): RNA polymerase II cis-regulatory region sequence-specific DNA binding; protein dimerization activity; DNA-binding transcription factor activity, RNA polymerase II-specific
Source: RefSeq, a predicted model, not a curated record
GCUGGUACCGGCGUGAUCCGCGGCGCCGGGCGAGGGUGGGUGUACCGGGGGUGGGGUCUCCCCCACUUCCUCCAUGGGGCUGGGGGUGCCCCUUUCCUGAGCAGGCUUGCAGAUCGGGCGGGGGAUCCCCCUUUUCUUUCUGCCCCCCUCCGCCUUUGCCGCCCCCAAGUUCUGCUACCCCACCCCACUCCCCCUCAAUGCGGAGAUGGAGUUUACCUCGUACCAACAUUACUUCUACGACCAUGAGGCCCAGGAGGAUUUCCACCGCUCCACGGCACCCAGCGAGGACAUAUGGAAGAAGUUCGAGCUGGUCCCCACGCCCCCCCUCUCCCCCCUGGGUACCCCCGGGGAGAAAGGCUGCUGCUCGGGGGCGGAGGAGCGCUCGGGCUGGCUUUCCCGGUACUGCCUGGCCGGAGACGAGCCGGAGUAUCUCAUCGGGACGGGGGAGAUCUUCGGGAACCUGAGUGCUUUCAUCCUCAAGGAUUGCAUGUGGAGCGGGUUUUCAGCCCGGGAGAGACUGGAGAAAGCCGUGACGGAGAAACUUGCCACGGGCGCGCAGAGGGCAACCCCCCCCAAACCCUCCUCCUUCGCCCAGGAUUUUGGAUUCAGCAGUUCGGUGAGCGAGUGCGUGGAUCCCGCCGCCGUCUUCCUUUGCCCGUUGGCUGAGAGCAAGAUCCCCGCAUCCUCGGGAUCCGAGGGCCAAAGCGAUUCCGAAGGUGAGGAGAUUGACGUGGUGACAGUGGAGAAGAGACAAUCGCUCAGCCUGAGGAAGCCGGUCACCAUCACACUGCGUGCCGAUCCAUUGGACCCCUGCAUGAAACGCUUCCACAUCUCCGUCCACCAGCAGCAGCACAACUAUGCUGCCCGCUCGCCACCAGACGCCUGUCCCCCAACAGAGCCACUGCAGCAGGAUGAGGAUGAGCCACUGACCACCACGGAGUCUCCUCCUGCCAUUACGCUGCCUGAGCCCGGCUUGCCCAAAGCCGGCAGCAGCCCCAGCUCUGACAGUGAGGAUGUGGCCAAGAGGAAAAACCACAAUUACCUGGAGCGCAAGCGGCGCAACGACCUGCGCUCGCGCUUCCUGGCCCUGCGGGACCAGGUGCCCGGCCUCGCCAGCUGCCCUAAGACCCCCAAAGUGGUGAUCCUGAGCAAAUCCUCCGAGUACCUGCAGUCCCUCAUCAGUGCCGAAAGGAGGAUGGCGGCCGAGAAGCGGCAGCUGCAGCUGCGGCAGUCCCAGUUGCUCAAACGGAUUGCUCACCUCAAGGAGCACUAGCACCCAACGUGCCCACCACCCUGGUCCCCAUGACUUCCCCUCC